CAGAAGUUACAAGGGUGACAUUUGGUGAAGAUACGACGGCAUGCGUUGUCACAGUUACAUUGGUAGCUUCUCUUCUUAAUUUAGUUUUGCUAGUGUCAUAUUUAUACCUUGCUGUGGAGAAUAUAGAUGACAAUGACGACGUGGGGAUGUCGGCUCUUUCUCCAGCGGGGAGCUCAGCUUAUUUCCCCCCAGGCAGCAGCUAAAAGCCCUGUUCCUUUGUUGGGUUGUAUCAGGACUGUAAAGACCACCACAUGGUUUGAGGAAAACCUUACAGAGGACAACCAGAAGUACAUGAGAAACCUUGUAGGAGAGGAAUACAGAAAUCAGACAGCCGAGAAGCUCAACCCUCUCAAGGAUGAGCCCUGGCCGCGGCAAGAGUGGACAGAGGGAAGUCGCAGAGUUGGAUUAGUUGCUAUCAAGUUGGGGAUGGCUCCUAUCUGGACUAAAACAGGAGAGAGACACCCAGUCACGAUGUUGCAGGUGCAAGAUUGCCAUGUAUUAAAGUUUCUCCCUAAAGAGGAGUUCGAUGGACACUCUGCAGCUCUGGUUGUAGGAGGGAAGAAUGUGUCACCGUUCCAUAAGUCAGACGAAGAAAUGGAGAUGUUCAGGAACGCCGGAGUUCCUCCGAAACAGAAAGUCACCAUCUUUAGAGUGUCAGACAAUGCAGUCAUAAAACCCGGCACUCCUCUAUAUGCAGCACAUUUCCGGCCCGGUCAAUAUGUCGACGUCACAGCCAAAUCCAUUGGUAAGGGUUUCCAAGGUGUGAUGAAACGUUGGGGAUUCAAAGGUCAGCCAGCGAGCCACGGUCAAACCAAAACUCAUCGCAGACCAGGAGCUUCUGGACCAGGAGGGGAUCCAGCCAAAGUUUUCAAAGGAAAGAAGAUGCCUGGAAGAAUGGGCAACACAUACAUCACAGCUCACGGCCUGAAGAUAUGGAGGGUGAAUACCAAAUAUAAUGUGCUGUACGUUCACGGCACUGUCCCCGGUCAUCGGAACUGUGUCCUGAAGGUGAGCGACAGCAUACUUCCAACCAGACGAUCCUCUCUGCUUAGUCCUCCUUUUCCCACCUACUUCACCGAAGAGGAAGCCGAUCUGGAUGAAGAUCUGUAUGAUGACGACUUGUUCGUUCACACAGACCCGUCCUUAACAUUAACCUGACCUUAGACUCACUCACACAUAACCUUUCCCAAAACCUGCCAUAACUGUGUAUGCUUUAAUAAAGAAUUGUUCCUGAAACUAACUCCUGUUU
Cyprinodon variegatus (sheepshead minnow) is the source of this 1249-nucleotide messenger RNA. It is a transcript of the gene mrpl3, whose product is annotated as mitochondrial ribosomal protein L3. NCBI's taxonomy places the organism in Eukaryota, Metazoa, Chordata, Actinopteri, Cyprinodontiformes, Cyprinodontidae. Gene Ontology annotation, cellular component: ribosome; mitochondrial large ribosomal subunit. The transcript is spliced from 10 exons. Gene Ontology annotation, molecular function: structural constituent of ribosome. Bases 127 to 1158 code for a protein of 343 amino acids. Gene Ontology annotation, biological process: translation. The record is from RefSeq and is a predicted model, not a curated record.